Molecule: messenger RNA, 849 nt
Organism: Aricia agestis (brown argus)
Lineage: Eukaryota; Metazoa; Arthropoda; Insecta; Lepidoptera; Lycaenidae
Product: dynein regulatory complex protein 9-like
Exons: 7
Coding region: 1-849 (282 amino acids)
Biological process (GO): cilium organization
Cellular component (GO): motile cilium; cytoplasm
Molecular function (GO): protein binding
Source: RefSeq, a predicted model, not a curated record
AUGGACGCUCUGUUGUUUGCAGUUAUUUUAGAAGUUGCCUUAUUACAAAUGAAAAUAUUGGAAACAAGUGCGAGUCGGCGAGAGCUCAACGCUAGCAAAGCGGCGGACCAGGCUCGAGAGAAGCUCGCCAGGGACCGGAAACUUGUAACAGAUAUAUUCAAAGGAACCUUGGUACAAUUGGCUGAAAACGGUGAAUGGUAUUCCUUGAAACAAUCGGUGGAUAGUUUCAACAACGAUAAACUGCAUUUGGAAUUAAUAAAAGCUAGAAAUGACCAACUGAAAAGAUCACUUAAAGAUGUCAGUGGCGAAUUACAAAACCAAGAUCGAAAUUACACGAUGGAGGACGGCGCCUAUAAUGCAAACGUACAACUCAAAUAUGCUGACAAACUGCUGAACGCCCAAAUGGAAUCGCUGAAGAUGAAAUUGGAAGUGACUCCGGCUGUGGUGCCCAGUGUACAGCAUGAGCACUGCGUACAUAGCGAACUGCAACGUGCCUUCGAGCUGCAGAUUAAAGAAAAAGAAGAUUUACUAGAGUAUUGGCAAAAGAAAUACAUUGAAGAUAUUGCCGACAUAAGUGAACGCUUGAAAGAACAAAAAGAAAAGUAUCAAUCGACAGCCACCCGGAGGAAGGAACUUGAAGAUUUAUACGCACUACAUCAAGGUGAAAUGCGUGGUUGGUUAAAUUUCAAAAGGGAACGUGCUGCAAGAUUGGCCCGCGAGGAACAUGCAAGACAGGCGGCAACACGGAUUCAGGCAUGGUGGAGAGGGGUCAUGGUGCGACGAUGCUUUGGAGCCUUCCGUUACUUGAGAAACUCCAAAAAAGGAACCCCCAAACCCAAGAAAAAAUAA